This is a messenger RNA of Penicillium subrubescens, 2364 nucleotides long. RefSeq names its product WD repeat PLAP family protein. NCBI's taxonomy places the organism in Eukaryota, Fungi, Ascomycota, Eurotiomycetes, Eurotiales, Aspergillaceae. Gene Ontology annotation, molecular function: ubiquitin binding. Gene Ontology annotation, cellular component: nucleus; cytoplasm. Gene Ontology annotation, biological process: proteasome-mediated ubiquitin-dependent protein catabolic process; ubiquitin recycling. The record is from RefSeq and is a predicted model, not a curated record. The coding region runs from base 1 to 2364 and encodes 787 amino acids. The transcript is spliced from 3 exons.
AUGCCUGACUUCAAGCUCUCCGCGUCUCUCGAAGGUCACGGCGAUGAUGUUCGCGCCGUGGCCUUCCCCAAUCCCAAUGUCGUCCUCUCAGCCUCUCGUGAUGCCACGGUCCGACUUUGGAAGCUUGUCUCUUCUCCUCCCCCAACUUACGAUUACACAAUCGCCGCGCAUGGCCAGGCCUUUAUCAACAGUCUAGCUUACCUGCCACCCACAUCCGAAUACCCCGAGGGUCUAGUUCUCUCCGGUGGACAAGAUACAAUCAUUGAAGCACGACAGCCAAGCAAGUCUGCUACGGACAAUGCCGAUGCUAUGUUAUUGGGCCAUGGCCACAACAUCUGUGCUUUGGAUGUAUCUCCAGACGGCGGAUGGAUUGCCAGUGGCAGCUGGGAUUCAACUGCACGCCUUUGGAAGGUUGGGAAAUGGGAGGCUGAUGUUGUACUAGAAGGCCAUGGAGGGAGCGUCUGGGCUGUCUUAGCCUAUGACAAGAAUACCAUCAUUACCGGCUGUGCCGACCAAAUGAUCCGCAUAUUCAAUACCUCCGGUACCCUCCUCGGAAGCAUCAAAAACUCCAAUGACGUUGUCCGAGCCCUCUGCAAGGUCCCGGUCUCAAAUCCCACUGGUGCUCAGUUUGCCUCAGCCAGCAAUGACGGCAUUAUUCGGCUUUACACUUUGAAGGGUGACCUCGUCGCCUCUCUUCAUGGCCAUGAGAGCUUUGUUUACUCCCUCGCAGCUCUGCCUUCGGGCGAGCUUGUGAGCUCCGGAGAGGAUCGGACCGUGAGGAUAUGGCAGGGAACCCAAUGUAUUCAAACCAUCACCCAUCCGGCCAUCUCCGUGUGGAGUGUUGCCGUGUGUCAAGAGAAUGGUGAUAUUGUCACCGGCGCCAGUGACCGUGCCACUCGGGUGUUCAGCCGAAGCUCAGACCGCCAGGCUGCUCCAGAGGUCAUUCAACAAUUCGAGCAAUCGGUCAAGGAGUCGGCUAUCCCCGCUGAGCAGGUUGGAAAGAUUAAUAAAGAGCAACUACCCGGUCCAGAGUUUUUGAAGCAGCGAUCCGGAACGAAGGAGGGACAAAUUCAGAUGAUUCGCGAGUCGGAUGGGAGUGUUACUGCUCACACCUGGUCAUCCGCAACCCAGGAAUGGAUUGCUGUCGGUACGGUAGUAGAUUCGGCAGCAAGCAGCGGUCGGAAGACCGAGUAUCAUGGUCAAGAUUACGAUUAUGUCUUCGACGUUGAUAUCGAGGACGGCAAGCCUCCGCUGAAGCUGCCAUACAAUGUCUCCCAGAACCCAUAUGAAGCGGCGACCAAGUUCAUCGGGGAUAAUGAGCUACCCAUGUCCUAUCUUGACCAGGUCGCGAACUUCAUCACACAGAAUACCCAAGGCGCCACGCUCGGUCAAUCUCAGGAGAGUGGUGCAGACGCCUGGGGCACGGAGCGUCGAUACAGACCUGGCGAUGCACCCGCGGCGCCUAAUGAACCCGCACCCCCGCCUGUUCACGAAGAGUCGCGUCCUCGGGUGUUGCCUCAGAAGACAUAUCUCUCUAUCCGCUCUGCGAAUACCAAGGCGAUUGCCAAGAAGCUCAAGGAAUUGAACGACAAGAUCCUUUCCGAGGGUGACAAGAGUAUUGCCCUGAAUUCUACAGAGUUGGAGACUGUCGUGGCGCUUUGCGGGCAAUUAGAGACCUCUCAGAAGCUUUCAGACUCCCCGGCUGUCCAGUCUGGAAUUCCAUUGAUAUUCGAUAUCGCAACAAAAUGGCCAACAGCCAACCGGCUUCCUGGACUGGAUCUUCUUCGCUUGCUGGCUGCGGCGACCCCCGUUACCGCGACUACCGAAUAUGAUGGUGGGGACCUUAUCACCGGCAUCCUGUCUAGUGGUGUUUUUGACGCACCUCUCAACGUGAACAACGCCAUGCUUUCCGUCCGAAUAUUCGCCAACCUCUUCGAGACGGAUGCGGGGCGCAAUCUAGCCAUCCAAACCUUUGACCAGGUCGUCGCUGGUGUGAAGUCCGCGUUGGUCAGCAACGCAAGCGCUCCAAACCGUAAUCUCACCAUCGCUGUUACGACUCUCUAUAUCAACUUCGCGGUCUACCUCACCUCCGAAGGCCGAGCCCAGACCCCUGAAGCUGCGGAGCGGGGCCUGGUUCUCCUCGAGGAGCUAAUCAAGAUCAUCUCCCGUGAGAAGGAUUCCGAGGCAGUCUACCGUGGACUUGUUGCGCUGGGCACACUUGUCCAGGCUUUGGGGGCGGAAGUGAAGAGCGCUGCGAAGGAGAUCUAUGAAGUGAAGAAUGUGCUCACUCGUGUCUCGGCAUCGGGCGCGGGUAAGGAACCGCGGAUCAUGGGAGUGAUCAGUGAGAUCACGGCGACUCUUUAG